AUGCAACUCCUUCCACUUUUCGCGGUCUUCGGACUGGCUCUAGCAGAGACCGGUAUUAAUGGCUGGCUACGCUAUGCUGCAUUGCCAUCUUCAGUAUCAUGGCCAUCUAUCCCUAAACACAUCGUCGUUCUCAACACCACCAAGACAAGUCCUGUCUAUACCGCAGGCCAGGAGUUGCAACGCGGUAUUCAAAGCAUUCUUGGCCAAGGCUGUCAUAUCUCGAACGACAAGCACGAGGAAUCUAUAGUUGUGGGUACGCUUGAUGCAUAUGUUGCUGCUUAUGGAAAACUCAACGAGUCUGUUGAGCUCAAAGGAGAUGGCUAUUGGCUGAGUACAGGAAGCAAGACUGUGAUCUUGGGACAAAACGAAAGAGGUGCACUAUAUGGAGCUUUCGAAUACUUGUCCAUGCUGGCACAAGGACACUUCUCGACUGUCUCGUACGCGUCCAGUCCGGACGCACCGAUCCGAUGGGUCAAUCAAUGGGACAACUUGGAUGGCAGCAUCGAACGAGGCUUCGGUGGUGCUUCGAUCUUCUUUGCGAACGGCACUGUUGUCAAUGAUUUGACCAGAGUGUCAGAGUAUGCACGACUUCUUGCUUCUGUGGGCAUCAAUGCCGUCGUCGUCAACAACGUUAAUGCCAACGCCACCCUCCUUUCGCCUCACAACAUUGAUGGCCUUGGAAGAAUCGCGGAUACCAUGCGUCCGUAUGGCGUUCAAGUCGGAAUCGCCCUAUACUUUGCCUCUCCCUCGUCUGGAGUUCAAGGACAAGCCAAUCUCACUACUUUCGAUCCCCUUGACCCUAGUGUCGUCACCUGGUGGUCGAAUGUCACCGAACAGAUCUAUGAGCGGGUACCCGAUAUGGCUGGAUAUCUCGUCAAGGCCAACUCUGAAGGUCAACCAGGACCUCUGACGUACAAUCGCACUCUUGCCGAGGGAGCAAACCUCUUUGCCAAAGCUUUGCAGCCACACGGUGGUAUCGUCAUGUUCAGAGCGUUUGUGUAUAAUCAGCUCAAUGAGAGUGAUUGGAAAGCCGAUCGUGCCAAUGCUGCUGUUGACUUUUUCAAGCCUUUGGAUGGCCAGUUUGACGAUAAUGUUGUUGUCCAGAUCAAGUAUGGGCCUAUCGACUUCCAGGUCCGAGAGCCUGCAUCGCCGCUCUUUGCGAACUUGUAUCAUACGAAUACGGCAAUUGAGUUGCAAGUUUCACAGGAGUAUCUCGGUCAGCAGACUCAUCUAGUAUAUCUUCCGCCUUUGUGGGAUACUAUACUGGGCUUUGAUAUGCGUGUUGACAACCAGACAUCGCUUGUUCACGAUAUCAUCUCUGGACGCACUUUUGAUCGUCCAUUGGGGGGCUAUGCAGCUGUGGUCAAUGUUGGGACCAAUCAAACCUGGCUAGGUAGUCACCUUUCGAUGGCCAACUUCUAUGCUUAUGGUCGGCUUGCCUGGAACCCCGCCGAAGACACCACAAAGAUUCACGAGGAAUGGACUCGUCUAACAUUUGGCCUUGACCCACAGCUGGUCAAUACGAUCACCAACAUGGCACUCGAAUCAUGGCCUGCAUACGAGAACUACAGCGGUAACCUUGGCGUUCAAACGCUAACUGACAUCUUAUACACUCAUUUUGGACCCAAUCCUCAAUCACAAGAUAACAACGGCUGGGGUCAGUGGACACGAGCAGACCACAACACAAUCGGCAUGGACAGGACAGUCUCAAACGGCACCGGAUACGCAGGGACCUAUCCCCCUGAGGUCGCCGCAAUAUACGAGAACAUCUCCACCACACCCGACAACUUACUCCUUUGGUUCCACCACGUCCCCUACACGCAGCAACUCAAAUCAGGCAAAACAGUGAUCCAACACUUCUACGACGCACACUACUCCGGAGCAGAGACAGCACAGACAUUUGCUACGCAAUGGCAAACUUUAGCAAGCAAAAUCGACACUCAGCGCUUCAAUGAGCAACUCUGUCGUCUUAAGUACCAAGCUGGACACUCACUGGUCUGGAGAGAUGCAAUUUGCAAUUUCUACCAUAAUGUUUCCGGUAUUGCUGAUGAGCUCAAUCGCGUGGGUAAUCAUCCCUGGCGUAUUGAAGCGGAGAGUAUGACGUUAAAGGGUUACAAGCAAUACACUGUGAGCCCAUUCGAAACAGCAUCGAACUACCAUGCCGUAGUCACCAGCGACAACAUUACAACAGGCUCUGUAUCCACUACACUCCACUUCCCCUCUGGCAUCUACGACAUCGGCGUCAACUUCUACGACUUGUAUGGUGGAGAAUCACACUUCGAAAUGCUGAUUAACAAUAAAGGUGUUGCGACAUGGAGAGGCGAUAGUGAGGAUUAUUUGGGUCAUACACCUUCGAUUUAUUUGGAUGGGCAUUCAGCGAGGAGAAUCACGUUCGAGGGUGUUGCUGUGAAGGAGGGCGAUGUGUUUGGAAUUGUCGGAACACCUGAUGGUAUAGAGCCUGCUCCGUUGGACUAUAUGGUGUUCUUGCUGAAGGGAGUUCUUGAUUGA
Molecule: messenger RNA, 2508 nt
Organism: Aureobasidium namibiae CBS 147.97
Lineage: Eukaryota; Fungi; Ascomycota; Dothideomycetes; Dothideales; Saccotheciaceae
Product: alpha glucuronidase
Exons: 1
Coding region: 1-2508 (835 amino acids)
Biological process (GO): xylan catabolic process
Cellular component (GO): extracellular region
Molecular function (GO): alpha-glucuronidase activity
Source: RefSeq, a predicted model, not a curated record